Molecule: messenger RNA, 1013 nt
Organism: Stomoxys calcitrans (stable fly)
Lineage: Eukaryota; Metazoa; Arthropoda; Insecta; Diptera; Muscidae
Product: cytochrome P450 6a22-like
Exons: 1
Molecular function (GO): monooxygenase activity; heme binding; oxidoreductase activity, acting on paired donors, with incorporation or reduction of molecular oxygen
Source: RefSeq, a predicted model, not a curated record
UUAAAUUUCAGAAGGUCUGUGACCAUCAAAAAUUAAAACAAUGACACAUAAAAACCAAUGCCUGAAACAUUCUAUUCGCAUUGUGGUUUUAUAAAAUGAAUUCGUUUGUAACAUUCCUGCUGUUGGUUGUCAUUUUGCUAAUUUUACUCUAUGCAAAAUAUACGCAAAAAAUUCGAUUUUGGAAACGUCAUGGAGUGGAAAGCAUUAGCCUUUUGGAACUAUACAAACGAUCGAAGAAGAAGCCCUGGGGUAUCAACUUGAAUAAAUUCUAUCAGCAAAUGUAUGCCGAAAAGAAACCAUUUAAGGUCAUAGAACUUUUGUUUGAAUCCCUACUGCUGGUGCAGGAUCUGGAGGCCAUCAAAGAUAUAAUGAUAACUAAUUUCGAAAGUUUUCCCGAUCGAGGGUUAUAUGUGAACCAUCGUGAGGCCCUCAGUGCCAAUGUGUCGCGUCUCGAUUAUGACAUGUGGAAACCUUUGCGAAUGAAAAUGUCACCCACAUUUUCGCCGGCCAAGUUGCGGCAUAUGUUUCCCAAUCUUUUAGGGGUAGCCAAGCAAUUGGUGGCGGUGCUGGGCGAGCAAUGUGACAAAGGUCAUGGAGGUGCAGUUCAAAUGUUUGAUUUGUGUGCACGAUUUACCACCGACAUUAUAGGUAAUGUGGCCUUUGGCAUUGAAUGCAAUAGCUUGCGUGAGCCAAACACGGAAUUUCGUAUUCAAGGCAAUCGUGCUUUCUAUCAGACUCUAAAUCCCCUAUGGGAUAUGAUUGGAGCUAAAUUCCCCAAGUUGAUGGCAUUCUUCAAUGUUCAUGUGUUUAGCAGGGAAGCCAACGAAUUUUUCAAAAAAGUCUUCCGGGACACCAUGGAGCAUAGGCAGAAAAACAAUAUAAGACGUAAUGACUUUAUGGACCUACUACUGGAAUUGCAGAAAGAGCCAGCGAAUGGAGAGGAUUUUAAACUAACCUUUGACUUGAUGGUGGGACAACUCUUUGUUUUCUUUAUAGCUGGUUUUGAGACCACA